Messenger RNA from Symbiodinium pilosum, 2958 nucleotides. NCBI's taxonomy places the organism in Eukaryota, Dinophyceae, Suessiales, Symbiodiniaceae. The record is from the annotation of a GenBank genome assembly.
AUGACUGCAGAUGCUGUUGUCACGUGUAGCAUGGGCUUGGACAUGCGUAAUGUGGAGCGGUUGGGAGCCAAGCAACCGCCGCACACGUUUGUGGACAAUUUCCGGAUUGGUUUAGGCGUGUCAACGGGAAGCAUCAAUGCCAAAUCAGAAUAUGGAUGGAAGCGGCAUCUUCCAUUCUUUGACGCCGCAGCCAAGCUGGUGAAAAAGUACCGAUCUGCCAAGGCAGACAUGCAGAAGCAAGUGGAAGACAUGGUGGAAGCAACGCGCGAAGGGGAGAUGGGCGGAGAAAACUCCAUCAUCAGAGCCAUGCUUGAGGAUAAGACUGGAGAUGGCAAGCACAUCCGGUAUGGUGCUUUGUAUGGCCAUGUGGUCAAUCUCAUGAUUGCUGGUCAUGAAACGACUGCUGCAACGCUAGGAUUCACCAUGCAGCUGCUCGCAGAGCAUCCGGAGUAUGAAGCCAGAGCUUUGCAAGAGGUUCGUGAGAUCUUGCAGGGAAGGACAGAACCCACUGUGGAUGAUGUUCCCAAGUUGCAGUUCGUUGAGCAGUGCUUCCGAGAGGCUUUGCGAUUGUACAGUCCCGUCACGAGUCUUACUCGCGAUUCUGCCUAUGAUACCUUGCUGGGGGGCCACCGAGUUUACCAAGGACAGCGGAUCGUUGUCAUCACUCGGGCUCUUCACACAAAUCCAGAGUAUUGGGGCGGUAAAUUUGGAGACCCUUUGUCUUUCAGCCCUGAUCGAUUCACGCCAGAUGCAGUCAAGGAGAGGCAUCCCAAUGCAUACCAUCCAUGGGGUUUCGCAACCCGCUCAUGUAUUGGCAGCCAGUUCGCGCUCUUCGAGGCUAAGACCUUUCUUGCAUCCAUGUUGCUCCAUUUCCGUUUGGAAGGCAUCCCUGGCUACAAAAUUGUUGCCAGUACCCAUGCCGGUGGAGCUGCACCUUCACCUAAGGACUUGGCCUUUAUCCUUUACCCAAGGCCCGGCGGCCCACUUUGGACUGACUCAGGGCUCAUGCGGCGACUUCCUGCUUUGGGACCUGAAAGUCCAAAAGCCCAGAAGGCCAGCCCAGGCACCAUCGAAGGUACGAAUGGCCGAAAGGAGACCAAGGAUAGCCCCAUGAUGAAAGUUCUCUACGGAUCCAACGCGGGUUCCAGCCAAGAGUUCGCAACGCAGGUGGUGGCUUCGGCUGGCAAAGCUGGAUUCCAAGCUUCAUUGGAGUCGUUGGACGCUGCUGUUGCCGCAGGCUCCAUAGUGCCAGAUGGUCGCACAGUCAUCGUAGUCACAGCCACCUACAAUGGCCUUCCUCCAGACAAUGCGGUUGCAUUCAAAGAAUGGCUGUUGAAACAAAAGGAGGGUGCUCUGGAAGGACUUCAGUUUGCAGUCUUUGGUGUUGGCAACUCACAGUGGCAUACAUAUCAGCAAUUUCCGCGUGAAGUGGAUGCUUCUUUGCAUUCAUGCGGCGCGAAGCGUGUGUGUAGCCUGGGAGCCUGUGAUGUGGACAGCGCUUCAUUUGAUUCUGACUUUGAAGAUUGGCUUGCCAACCUGCUGCAGAGAAUAGGCGGAGCAACUGCAACAGAUGUAGCUGCUGCCGACGACGAUGCUGGAAAGGACGAGUUUGUUUUGGAGGAUGGCCCUCUGGACAAAAUCAGCGUCAGCGCAGAUGUCAAGGGUGGACUUGCUGCCAUCAAUGAUGCCAUGAAAAGCGUGUCCAAGCUGCUUGGCGAGACUAAUCCACCUCCAAGUCGGAACCUUCCUCUCGAGGUCGCUUUGCCAAGCCGGGAGCUGUGCAAGAAAGCGGAUGCUCGAAGCGUACGUCACGUAACAUUGAAACUCCCAGAGAAUCAUCCGGGAUACCAGCCAGGGGACCACCUGGAAGUGUUGCCUCCAAAUGAUCCAGCUUUGGUCAAAAUGGUUCUGGAAGCCCUGCAACUCCGCGAGGAUGCUGCAGUACGCUGGAAUCUCCACAAGGUGGAGAAGAAAUGGCGCAACGUAAAUCUUGGAAAGGAUGCACGAUGGUGGGAAAAGCUGCCACCAGUCCAUCUGACAGCUGGCUUGGUUCUGCGAUACUUCCCUGAUUUGGCAAGUCCUCCAGGUCGGAAAGCAUGUGCGGCCCUAGCUCAGCUUGCCAAGAGCCCUGCAAAGGAUGAGCUCACCUUGCUUGGAAGUGAUGCUGAACAACACAAAUUGAAAGUCACGUCGAUUCAGCUUUCGCUCGCAGAAUUGAUUCACAAGUACCGGGCAGAGCUUGAAUGCCAAGUUGGAGACAUUCUAAUGAUCGCAAAGCCUCUCGCUCCACGUCGCUACAGUGUAUCCUCAAAUCCGGAAAGCCUGCAAGACAAACGGUUUGUCACAGUGACCGUUGGGCAAGUUGUUUACACGACCGGCACAGGCCGUGUUCAUCGGGGGCUGGCAUCCACACAGCUUGGAAACAUGGCAGUUGGGGAGGCGAUUCCAGGCAACGUCAAGACUAUGCAGUCAAAUUUUCAUUUGCCUGAAGACAGGUCCGCUCCCAUCAUCAUGGUGGGUCCCGGUACUGGAUUGGCGCCCAUGAUGGGUUUCUUGCAACAGCGGGAGGCCUUGUUGAAGAAGGGCAUCAAGGUUGGACAUGCAACGCUCUUCUUUGGCUGCCGUGCCAGGGAUGAAGACUAUCUGUACCAGGAGGAGUUGCAGGGUCAUCUGCAAUCCGGGGCUCUCUCCAAACUUCAUGUUGCCUUCAGCCGCGAGUCCGGACAAAAAGUUUACGUACAAGACAAGAUUUGGGAAGAGAGGGAAGCGGUGUGGAAGCUCCUGCAAGACCCAAAGUGUACAGUGUUUAUUUGCGGAGAUGCCCGUGCCAUGGCACCCGAUGUGAAACGUGCUUUCCAGAAGGUGGUGGAGUCUGGAGGGAAGAGCAGCUCGUCGGCUGCCAACAUGAUUGCAACCAUGGUGGAGUCUGGCAGAUACAUCGAAGAUGUAUGGGCCUAG